Clunio marinus is the source of this 2961-nucleotide messenger RNA. NCBI's taxonomy places the organism in Eukaryota, Metazoa, Arthropoda, Insecta, Diptera, Chironomidae. The record is from the annotation of a GenBank genome assembly.
AUGAAUCAAGUAGAAGUUUUAGAAACUCCAAUAAAAUCUGAAGGAGACAAGAAGGAAUAUCGCUUAAUAAAACUUGAAAAUGGAUUGAAAGCACUCCUUGUAAGAAAGAAGAAAGAUGAGAAUAAUUCUAAUGACAGUGAAGAUUCAGCUGCAGCGAAUUUAACGAUCUCAGUUGGAUCAUUUGAUGAUCCCCCAAGUGCUAUGGGACUGGCACAUUUUCUCGAACACAUGGUGCAUAUGGGAAGUAGAAAGUAUCCAGAAGAAAGUAGUUACAACGACUUUUUAACAGUUAAUGGGGGAAGAAGAAAUGCAAUGACAGCAAGUGAAUUUACGACGUAUUUCUUUAACGUUGCCGAAGAAGUAUUUCCAGAAGCACUCGGUCGAUUGGAACAAUUGAUUGAAGCACCACUUUUGAUGCAAAAUUCAAUGCAACGUGAAAGAGAAGCUGUCGAUUCUGAAUACGAGAUGAUAAAUUCAAGUAACGCAGUUCGAAUUCAAAGCAUUGUUAAAUCAUUAAUUCAUGAUUUUCAUCCUGCAAGUAAGUUUAAUGUCGGUAAUCUUAAGACUCUCAGAGAUAAUAUUAGCGAUGAGGAGUUACAUAAAGAACUUUUAAAGUUGCAUGAUAAGUAUGUUGCUAAUAAAAUGUAUUUAGCUGUGCAAUCAAGUAAAACAUUGGAUGAAUUACAAAGUCUUGUUGUUGAACAGUUUUCAAAUAUUAAAAGCGGAAAUGAAGAAGUUAACUCUGUGAUUGUCGCGAGAGAUAACCCAGAAGAUUACUUUAAACCUGAAUUUUUCAAUAGCGUUCAUUACGUGAUGAGUAAAACUUCAAAAAAUUCAAUUUUACUUGCCUGGCCGUUGCCAUCUAUAAUUGAACACUACAAAGUUGCCCCACUUGACUACAUUUCAAAUAUUUUCGGCAAUGAAGGCGAAGGUGGAAUUUCAACCUAUUUAAGAGAAAAUCAUUGGGUUACUAAAGUUGACUUAUAUACUGAUGACACCAACCUCAUUUCAAAGUCAUCAAUUAAUCUCGUCCGCAUUUCUUUGGAUUUAACUGAGUCUGGAAUUGAAAAUAUUAGCAAGAUUUUAGAAGCAGUCUUUUCGUAUCUUUUAAUGAUCAAGGAAACACCAAUUGAAGAACAUCGUCGAUUGUACAACGAAUUGAAAGAAAAGAGUGAAAAUAGUUUUAAGUUUCACACCGAAUCUGAACCAAUUGACAAUGUUUUGGAUAAUGCUACAAAUAUGCUAGUUUAUGAUGACGCUGACAUUCUAAGAGGGAAAUCAAUUUAUCAGAGAUUCGAUGCAGAAAUUAUAUCUGACGUGAUUGAAAGAUUGAAUCAAAGGAAAUUUGGCACAAUUAUUUUAACAAGUAAGCACGAGUCAUAUCCAUACAGGGAGAAAUAUCACAACACGGAAUAUGAUCGAAUCGCAUUUCCUGAUGAAUAUCAAAAAUUAUGGGACGAAAGAAAAGUCAAACCGAAUUUCUUUUUAGAAAAAUCGAAUCCUUAUAAGACGACAAACUUCGACAUUUUUGAAAAUGAUGAUGAAUCGCCUAUUUUUCCCCUGAAAAUCUUUGAAGAUGGAAUAUUUGAAGUCUGGCAUCGCUUGGAUAAUAAAUUCAAAUUGCCAACAAUCCAGUUGAAAAUGAAGUUAAUCUCACCGAUCUUUUUAAGUUCAACAGAAAACCUUUCAAUGCUGAAAAUCUUUACAAAAACUUUUGAGUUUUAUUUGAAAGCUGAAUUUUUUGAUGCCAAAAGUGCUAAUUAUAUCGUGGACACCAGCAUUGACAGAAAUGGAAUGAAAUUCUCGUUCACUGGUCAUAGUCAGCACAUGAUAAAGUUUUACGACAACGUCACUAAGUUUUUGAAGAAUUUUCUGGAGAUGGCUGAUCAGGAGACGUUAGAUGCAAUCAAAGAAAACUUGAAGCAAUCUUUAUCUGAGAAAUUGAUGACCAACUAUAUAUUAAAUAAUGAGUUCACUGGUAAAGUUCUGCUGGAACAUUAUCAUUCUGACUUUGACAUCAUUGACCAAGUUGACAAAGUCACACUAGAAAAUCUUCGAAACUUUAAAUCGAAAUUCUUAAGUCACUUGAAUAUUCAAAUUCUUGCUCAAGGAAAUAUUACGAAAGAUCAAGCACUUCAGAUUGUAAAUCUGGCAAAAACGAACAUAAAAUGCGAUGUCGUAUCAGAAGAAUAUGAACGCAAGCAGAGAUGCUAUCAACUACCUCAAGGCAAUAAUGUGUUACGAUUGAAGUCUCUCAUGCUUAACGAUGACAAUUCAGCAAUUAAAAACUUUUAUCAAAUCGGACCUGACACCAUUCGAACUAGAUGCAUGACAAGACUUGCGGCGAUGAUAUUAAACCCGAAGGCCUACGAUUAUCUCAGAAGCAAGGAACAGUUAGCGUACGGUGUCGCAUGUUUCUUUCGGGAAAAAGGUGGAAUUGUCGCUCUUGCUGUGCUUAUCUUGUCACAAGAAGGCAAACAUUCUUAUUCCAAAGUUUGCUCCAAACUAGACACAUUUAUUAAUGAAGUUUGUCGUGAGACAAUUGAUCAAAUGACAGAUGAAGAAUUUGAACGAUAUAAGGAUUCGAGGGUUAAGCAACUAACUGCUGACGACUUAGAUUUAGACUCAGAAGUUGACAGAAAUUGGAAGGAAGUUGUCAAUCAAGAAUAUAUUUUCGACAAGUUUCAGAUAGCAGCCAAAGAAACUAAAAAUAUUUCGAAAACUGAUUUCCAAGAGUUCUUUAAAUCAUUUACUGACCCCGAUAAAAUGAGAAGAUUAAGUGUUCAGGUUAUUGGCAAUCAUAAAUCAGAGGAAGUUACGACAGGAAAUAAUAAAAGUCGUAAACUAGAAGUUGAAUUUAUAAAUGAGAAGUUGUCUGAUGACGAGAGUCUCAUAACAAAUGUUGAAGACUUUCAGAAGGAUCUUUAUCUAUAUCCAGUUUCAAAGUUUCAAAUUAAAUGA